AUGUCUAAAAAAAAAAUCAAACUUUACGGGAUCGAUAUUGAAAGCGAUGAUGAUUAGGAGUAUGUACCAGAUGAAUAGGACAUUUCUGAGAAUAACAAAAACCUGAGUCAUCCGAAAACAUUUAACAUCGAUGAAAUCUAUUCAGAGAUGAAAAAAAUUGAUUUGUAUUAGCCUAAGGUUUGCACCAAGUCUGCCUAAUAAAUUGUAAGAGAAGUACUUGAUGAACAGAAUCGAGUGUAAGUGAAACGUGUCAAGUUUGCGGGAAAAUCAUUUUUAAUAAAUGAUAAAGGUGAAAUAUAAGAAGAAAACAUAGAACCUGUAUAAACCAAAUAAAUCAAAUAACCUAUUGGAAAUUCAAUGUCUAUGAAAGAGCUGAGAGAGAGUUUUCGAUAUUACAGAGAAGUAAUCAAGAAAUUGACCAACAAAGCCAAGACUAUCAAUUCUGUGACUAAAUCUAAAUUAGAUUGGAAGCAAUAUACGACCAAAGAGAAGUUAGAAACAUAAAUGGAGCAAAAAAGAAAGAGUGGAUAGGGAGUCCUUGAGAAAGCCAAGUUUAUCAAUAGAACUAAUGAGAGAGUUAAAUCGAUUAGACAUAAUAAAAUAAAAAAAUUAUGA
Molecule: messenger RNA, 615 nt
Organism: Paramecium tetraurelia
Lineage: Eukaryota; Ciliophora; Oligohymenophorea; Peniculida; Parameciidae
Exons: 3
Source: RefSeq, a predicted model, not a curated record